GAGAAAGGGAGUCAGGGAGAGGAAAGAGCAGACGUGGAGGGAGGGAGAGAGAGAAGGGGAAAAGGGAAGAGACUGAGCAGGAGAGACAGAACCAGAUAGAAACUUUGGACAUACAUACAGUUCAAGAGGAAAAAGAUUUGGAGAGACACAGAAAGAUAAAGUGAUAUGGAAGGGAGAGAGAGAAUGAGUGAGUGAGAGACUGAGAGAGACAGAUGAGAGAGAGAGAGAGAGGCUGCAGACCAUCUAGAGUGAAGAGACCACAAGAAGGAGGACCUUCAGACCAACAGGCAGAGACAGAAAGUGUUUGAAUGAGCAGGUGGGAAGGCAGAAGGGCCUUCAAGAGGUAGCAUCUAGGAGACAGAAGGGGACUGAGUGGACGCUGUCUCUCCUCUAGCCCCCUGCCCUGCCCCCCUGUCGUGGGGACCCCGACCUGCCGUCCAUGGAGGAGGGCAGACCCCGGAGCAGCCUCAGCCGGGGCAGCAGCGCCUCCACCAUCUCGUCGCUCAACAGCCUGAGUGCCAAGAAGCCCACCCGUGCAGUAAGCAAGGUGCACGCCUUCGGGAAGAGGGGCAAUGCUCUCCGAAGGGAUCCCAACCUUCCAGUGCACAUCCGAGGCUGGCUUCACAAGCAGGAUAGCGCUGGACUCCGGCUCUGGAAACGCCGCUGGUUCGUCCUCUCCGGCCAUUGCCUCUUCUAUUACAAGGACAGCCGCGAGGAGAGCAUCCUGGGCAGUGUCCUGCUGCCCAGCUACAGUAUCAGGCCGGAUGGGCCAGGGGCUCCCCGGGGACGGCGCUUCACCUUCACUGCGGAGCACGCGGGCAUGAGGACCUAUGUCCUGGCGGCGGACACCCUGGAGGACCUGCGGGGCUGGCUGCGGGCUCUGGGCCGGGCCUCCCGUGCUGAGGGGGAUGAUUGUGGACGACCCAGAUCACCUGCCCGCCCCCAGCCUGGGCAGGGGCCCGGAGGGCCUGGGGGUCCGCCUGAGGUGAGACGAGGGGAAGAGAGACACAGCUCAGAAUCUCCUGAGAUAGUUCGACUCUCCAGAGGUCGAGGCCGACCAGGGCUGCUCACUUCCAGCCUCACUGCUGAUCUCCAGUCUGGACCCCGGAUUCGGAGGACGAGGAGCCCAGACCUGUUCGCACCCCUCUCUCGUCCUCCUUCUCCUCUGAGCCUCCCUCGGCCCAGUUCUGCUCCUGCACGCAGAUCCCCUCCUUCUUCAGGGGACACAGUCGCCCCUGCCAGACCUCACACUCCCUUGAGUCGCAUCGAUGUCCGGCCUCCUCUGGACUGGGGUCCCCAGCAACGUCAGACCCUCUCCCGACCCCCUACUCCCCGCCGAGGCCCCUCCUCUGAGGCUGCCGCAGGAAAACCCCCCAAGAGUCCUCAACACUGGACACAGGAGGCCAGAACACAGGUGCCCUCAGGAUCCUCCACAUAUCUCCAGCUCCCGCCCAGACCUCCUGGGACCCGGGCUUCCAUGGUUUUAUUGCCGGGUCCCCCCUUGGACUCCACCUUCCACCAAAGUCUGGAGACGGAUACGCUGCUGACCAGGUUGUGCGGGCAGGACCGGCUGCUGCGGCGGCUGCAGGAGGAGGUGGACCAGAGACAGGAGGAGAAGGAGCAGCUGGAAGCAGCCUUGGAGCUGACCCGCCAGCAGCUGAGCCAAACCGGCCGGGAGCCCCUGGCGCCGGGCACGGCCUGGGGUCGCCAGCGCCUCCUGCAGGACCGGCUGGUCAGCGUGAGGGCCGCGCUCUGCCACCUGGGCCAGGAGCGAGAGCGGGUCUGGGACACGUACAGCAGCCUGGAGCAGGAGCUGGGCACCUUGAGGGAGACGCUGGACUGCCUGCUGCACCUCGGCUCCCCGCAGGACAGAGCAUCUGCUCAGCACCAGCUGUGGAUGGUGGAAGAUACACUGGCAGGUCUGAGGGGUCCCCAGAAACCACCUCCCAACACGGAGCCUGACUCCCCAUCCCCUGCACUUCAAGGAGAGGAGUCCUCAGAAAAGGAGAGCCUGCCAGAGUCCUUGCAACUGGGCUCCCCUCGCUCUGCCGACGCUGACUGGGAGAAGCCGCCAGGGGGCGACGGAGACCUCGCCGGCCCUCGUUCAGGUCUCAGGUCUCCAAGGAUCCCUCGGGCUUCCAGCCCUGAGGUGCGCCGCCCCCCUUCCCCACAGCCUGGAACCAACAAGGCCCCCCUGGCAAGGCCCCGGAUGAGCGCCCAGGAGCAGCUGGAGAGGAUGCGCAGAAACCAAGAGUGUGGACGGCCCCUCCCUCGCCUGGCGCCCUCUGGGCUCCUCACCCUGGGCCGGACACUGUCCCCAGCCCGGCACCAGCCAGACAGGGACCAGAGGACUGUUGCAGGACAUUCAGGAGCCCAGAAAUGGCUCAGAAGCUCGGGCUCCUGGAGCAGCCCAAAGAAGGCGACUGCUUAUCUGCCCACACCCGAAGGUCACCGGGAGCGAGUCCUGAGCCUCUCGCAAGCCUUGGCUACUGAAGCUUCGCAGUGGCACAGAAUGAUGACGGGCGGAAAUGUAGACCCAGGAGGCGACCCUCUCCCCCCUGCGCCUUCGCCUCCCUCAGACCCCAAGCCCCGGGUGACCUCGCCCCCGAGAUCUCCGGUGACCAGCUCCCGCCCCAGCGGCUUCUCCGGCCGGGGGAGUGAGCGCACGUGGGACGCGGGGAGCCCCCCGCCCGCGCUGCCCCACGAUGAGGGGGCGUGGCCUCUGCGAGUCACUCUGUUGCAGUCGAGCUUCUGAGCAGCCAACCGCAGCCCGAGGGCGUGGCCUGGAGCGACUCUGGAGACGGGGGCGUGGCCUGGGGCGACUCUGGAGACGGGGGCGUGGCCUGGACCCUUUCGGGGGCGGGGAGUGGGCGUGGCCUGUCGGGCCAAAGUUUGGCUUACCGCUUGUCCACCUUUGGAUUAAAACUUUGAACUUUUAGUAAA
Molecule: messenger RNA, 2943 nt
Organism: Erinaceus europaeus (western European hedgehog)
Lineage: Eukaryota; Metazoa; Chordata; Mammalia; Eulipotyphla; Erinaceidae
Gene: PLEKHA4
Product: pleckstrin homology domain containing A4
Exons: 20
Coding region: 440-2755 (771 amino acids)
Source: RefSeq, a predicted model, not a curated record